UUGGGACGUCACCAUGUCUAUGUCUACGUGGAUGGUGAGGGACUUUGCAGCUGACUGAGAUCACUAUCACCGAGACACCAGCCCAUCCCUUCAGCCUUCUGCCGCUUAAAAUCCAAAAUUUCAAAACUAUCCACAAACAAAGUUUCCUUUACAUAUAAACCCCAAAAGAGCAACUGGUAGGUGAAUACCCUUUUGGUUAAGUAUCACUGCACAAAUCCUGUUACACAUAACCCCCAAAUCAUCUUCUUCAAAGAACUUCUUCAAAGCGAAGGCAGACAGAGAGAGGGAGGAAGAAUUUUUGUACACGCAGAGAAAUGGCGCAAGUGAGCAAAAUCUGCAAUGGGGUUCAACAUAAUUGCACUUUCCCAAAUCUCUCUAAACUACAAACACCGAAAUAUCUAUCUUCAAUUUCAUUUAGAUCACAGUUUAAGGGGUCUUCAGUUUCUAGGGGUUUGAAGCACUGCCAAAGAAAGCCUGAUUGUACAGUUGAUCAAGUUAAGAGGAGCCCUGUUAGAGUUUCAGCUUCAGUCGCCACAUCCGAGAAGCCUUCAACGGCACCAGAGAUAGUCUUGCAACCCAUUAAAGAAAUUUCCGGUACCGUCACGUUGCCGGGUUCCAAGUCUCUGUCUAAUCGGAUUCUCCUUCUCGCUGCUCUUUCUGAGGGUACAACUGUUGUUGACAACUUGCUGAAUAGUGAUGAUGUUCGGUACAUGCUUGGUGCACUGAGAACGCUUGGCUUGCAUGUGGAAGACAAUAAUGAGCUCAAACGAGCCAUUGUAGAAGGUUGUGGCAGUCAUUUUCCAGUGGGUAAAGGAUCAAAGAAUGAUAUUGAACUUUUCCUCGGAAAUGCAGGAACAGCAAUGCGUCCAUUGACAGCUGCUGUUACUGCAGCAGGGGGAAAUUCAAGCUACAUACUUGAUGGGGUUCCACGAAUGCGAGAGAGACCAAUUGGAGACUUGGUUGCUGGUCUUAAGCAGCUUGGUGCAGAUGUUGAAUGUUCUCCUACAAAUUGUCCACCUGUUCGUAUAAAUGGACAAGGAGGCCUUCCUGGGGGAAAGGUUAAGCUCUCUGGAUCAAUUAGCAGUCAGUACUUGACUGCUUUGCUCAUGGCAGCUCCUUUAGCUCUUGGAGAUGUAGAAAUUGAGAUUAUUGAUAAGCUGAUAUCCAUUCCUUACGUUGAGAUGACAUUGAGGUUAAUGGAACGAUAUGGAGUCACUGUAGAACACACUAGUAGCUGGGAUCGUUUCUUCAUUCGUGGAGGUCAAAAGUACAAGUCUCCUGGAAAUUCUUUUGUUGAAGGUGAUGCUUCAAGUGCCAGUUACUUCCUGGCUGGUGCAGCAAUCACUGGUGGAACAAUCACUGUUGAAGGUUGUGGGACAAGCAGUUUGCAGGGGGAUGUAAAGUUUGCUGAGGUUCUUGAGAAAAUGGGAGCUAAAGUUACCUGGACUGAGAACAGUGUUACUGUCACUGGACCACCACGCAAUUCUCCUAGUAAAAAACACUUGCGUGCUAUUGACGUCAACAUGAACAAAAUGCCGGAUGUUGCUAUGACACUGGCUGUGGUUGCACUUUUCGCUGAUGGCCGUACUGCCAUCAGAGAUGUGGCCAGUUGGAGAGUGAAAGAAACUGAAAGGAUGAUUGCAAUUUGCACAGAGCUCAGAAAGUUGGGAGCAACAGUUGAAGAGGGACCAGAUUACUGUGUGAUCACUCCACCUGAGAAACUAAAUAUCGCAGAAAUUGACACUUACGAUGAUCACAGAAUGGCCAUGGCAUUCUCCCUUGCCGCCUGUGGGGAUGUUCCGGUCACAAUCAAGGACCCUGGUUGCACAAGAAAAACUUUCCCCGACUACUUUGAAGUCCUUGAGAGAUUCACUGAGCAUUGAGCCACAUGUCAACAUUCAUAAUUAAUACAGGAGAAAUAUGAUUUACCCGCCAGCAUCACUGCAACCAUGGCAAUGCGGUUGCAACCUAUAUAUAAUUUUUUUUUUCCCAUGAUCUUUGUAAUCUUGGAUAAUUUAUGCAAGUGAGUUGGUAUUGUUAUUGUGCCCCAGACUUGGAUCAUUAAAGGAAGGAGUGUUGUUGGUUCUUUUA
Hevea brasiliensis (rubber tree) is the source of this 2091-nucleotide messenger RNA. Its product is annotated as 3-phosphoshikimate 1-carboxyvinyltransferase 2. The record is from RefSeq and is a predicted model, not a curated record. The coding region runs from base 315 to 1883 and encodes 522 amino acids. Gene Ontology annotation, biological process: chorismate biosynthetic process; aromatic amino acid biosynthetic process. The transcript is spliced from 8 exons. Gene Ontology annotation, molecular function: 3-phosphoshikimate 1-carboxyvinyltransferase activity. NCBI's taxonomy places the organism in Eukaryota, Viridiplantae, Streptophyta, Magnoliopsida, Malpighiales, Euphorbiaceae.